AUGAGCGACGACGAAGAUAACCAAGGGCUCUCUCUAGACUCUGUCUUCACCGAAGAACCACGACCACCUUCGCCUGAACCCACUUUUGCGGUCUACCGGCGACGGGUCAACGACUCGGAUCCGGACUCUUCGUCAUCUCUUGCGGAAUCGACUUCUUGGGCGGAGAUAGAGAUUAAAUUGGUCGGAUCGCAUCCGCUUUGGGGGCAUUACCUCUGGAACGCGUCGCGCUCGUUCGCGUCGUAUCUGGACCAACACACGGAGCUUUUUCGUGACAAGAAUGUGCUUGAGCUGGGUGCAGGAGGUGGGCUUCCAGGGAUAGUCACCGCGCUCGACGGAGCACGUUAUGUCGUCCUCACCGACUAUCCCGAUGCUUCCCUCAUCGACAACCUAAAAGUGAACGUGGACAGGAACGUCCCUGCUGCAGCUCAAAGCGCGGUCCAUGUUACGGGCUAUAUAUGGGGUCAUGAUGUCGAUCCCUUACUGCAGCAGCUACAAGAAGGCGAAAAGUUCCAUCUGAUCAUCCUCUCCGACCUCGUCUUCAAUCACUCCCAGCACGACGCCCUUCUGAAGACGUGCGAUCUGGCGCUCGCCGAGCGCCCAACAUCCCCAACGAGUUCUGCUUCCUCCUCCGCCGAAGAAGCUGGCCCCUGCGUGCUCGUGUUUUACACGCAUCAUCGACCCCACCUGGCGGAUCGCGACAUGCAGUUCUUCGAAAAGGCGCGCGAACGACGUUGGCGAUGUGAAGAGAUAUUGACAGAACGCUUUCCGCCCAUGUUCCCCGACGAUCCAGGGGAGGAAGAGGUCCGGAGCACUGUCCACGGGUGGCGCUUGACGAGGAUGCAGUAG
This is a messenger RNA of Punctularia strigosozonata HHB-11173 SS5, 846 nucleotides long. RefSeq lists its product as uncharacterized. Gene Ontology annotation, biological process: peptidyl-lysine dimethylation. Gene Ontology annotation, molecular function: protein-lysine N-methyltransferase activity. Lineage: Eukaryota; Fungi; Basidiomycota; Agaricomycetes; Corticiales; Punctulariaceae. The record is from RefSeq and is a predicted model, not a curated record. The transcript has 7 exons. Bases 1 to 846 code for a protein of 281 amino acids.